Penicillium waksmanii is the source of this 396-nucleotide messenger RNA. RefSeq lists its product as uncharacterized. The transcript has a single exon. Gene Ontology annotation, molecular function: hydro-lyase activity. NCBI's taxonomy places the organism in Eukaryota, Fungi, Ascomycota, Eurotiomycetes, Eurotiales, Aspergillaceae. The record is from RefSeq and is a predicted model, not a curated record. Bases 1 to 396 code for a protein of 131 amino acids.
AUGCACCCACCAGCCCGUUUGCUGCGCCAGGGGAUAAUUGCCCUCCCCUGCAUUGGUGAUGGCCGCCAAUCUGGCACAUCGGGCUCACCAUCGAUUUUGAACGCAAGUCCUGAAGCGGCCGCGGGUGGCAACCUUGCAAUUUUACGAGAUGGAGAUCGUUUAAGGGUCAAUCUUGACAAGCGAAACGUUGACAUUCUUAUUGAACCGGCAGAGCUCAAGCUUCGCCGCGCUGCUUUGAAGGCUAAUGGUGGGUAUAACGGCCCAGAGAGUCAUACUUCGUGGCAGGAGAUCUUCCGUCGUGAAACUGAUCAAUUGAACGAGGGUAUGGUUCUCCGGGAUGCUGUCAAGUACCAGCGAGUGGCGCAGCGAUGGGAUGAGCCUAGACAUAACCAUUGA